Molecule: messenger RNA, 3594 nt
Organism: Abrus precatorius (Indian licorice)
Lineage: Eukaryota; Viridiplantae; Streptophyta; Magnoliopsida; Fabales; Fabaceae
Product: LRR receptor-like serine/threonine-protein kinase
Exons: 2
Coding region: 147-3431 (1094 amino acids)
Biological process (GO): protein phosphorylation
Molecular function (GO): protein kinase activity; protein binding; ATP binding
Source: RefSeq, a predicted model, not a curated record
UAUACAACAAACCUAAUUACAAUAAUAAAAGAAUAAAGAAGCUGGCUCUUGGACCCAGAUCUUCAACUCUUCUUCCGCUAUAAACAAAACAUGGGUUUUCCCCCUCUACAAUCCCAAAACAGAUCAACAAUCCUCUUCUCUCAGCAAUGCCUGGAAGCUUAAGGAAUCUAUCACUUUCUCCCAAAAUCUUCUACUUCACCUUGCUUCUCUCAUUAAACUCUCUUAUUCUCUUUUUUCCAUGUUGUUACUCACUUGAUGAACAAGGCCAAGCUCUUGUAGCAUGGAAAAACAGUUUAAACAGCACAGUGGAUGCAUUAGCAUCAUGGAAUCCUUCAGCCUCAAGCCCAUGCAACUGGUUUGGGGUGUAUUGCAACUCACAAGGAGAUGUGGUAGAGAUAAACCUGAGAUCAGUGAACUUGCAAGGCUCAUUGCCUUCAAAUUUUCAACCUCUAAGGUCCUUGAAGAUUCUUGUCCUCACAUCAACCAACAUCACAGGAAGGAUUCCAAAAGAGAUUGGAGACUAUCAAGAGCUCAUCUUUAUUGAUCUUAGUGGGAAUUCUCUCUUUGGUGAAAUCCCACAAGAAAUUUGCAGCCUAAGGAAACUACAAAGUUUGUCUCUACAUACAAAUUUCCUUGAAGGCAGCAUUCCAUCCAACAUUGGAAAUCUAUCAAGUCUUGUGAACUUGACACUCUACGAUAAUCAACUCAGUGGUGAAAUUCCAAAGAGCAUUGGCGUUUUAAGCAAGCUUGAAGUCAUUAGAGCUGGUGGCAAUAAGAACCUCAAGGGUGAGAUCCCAUGGGAGAUUGGAAACUGCACCAACUUGGCUAUGUUAGGCCUUGCAGAAACCAGCAUUUCAGGGAGCCUUCCUUCUUCAAUCAAAAUGUUGACAAGAAUCAAGACCAUAGCCAUUUACACUACUCUAUUAUCAGGUCCCAUUCCAGAAGAGAUUGGCAAUUGCAGUGAGUUGCAGAACCUGUACUUGUAUCAAAACUCUAUCUCAGGUUCAAUUCCAAGCCAAAUUGGAGGACUCAGCAAUCUUAAGAGUCUUCUUUUAUGGCAAAACAAUCUAGUAGGUACAAUCCCUGAAGAACUUGGAAGCUGCUCAGAAAUCGAAGUCAUAGAUUUAUCAGAAAACCUUCUCACAGGUAGCAUACCAAGUAGUUUUGGUAAGCUUUCAAAUCUUCAAGAGCUUCAACUGAGCGUGAAUCAGCUCUCAGGUAUAAUCCCUCCUGAGAUUUCAAAUUGCAUUUCUCUGACACAACUUGAAGUAGAUAACAAUGCUCUCUCUGGUGAGAUUCCUGAUCUUAUUGGCAACUUGAAAGGCUUAACUCUGUUCUUUGCAUGGCAGAACAAGCUAACAGGGAAAAUCCCAGAUAGUCUUUCUGAGUGCCAGGAACUUCAGGCACUUGAUCUUUCUUACAACAACUUGAUUGGUCCAAUACCCAAACAACUAUUUGGGUUGAGAAACCUCACCAAAUUGCUGCUUCUUUCCAAUGAUUUAUCAGGCUUUAUACCACCUGAUAUAGGAAAUUGCACAGGUCUCUACAGGCUGAGGUUGAAUCAUAAUAGACUUGCAGGUAACAUUCCACCUGAAAUUGGAAACUUGAAGAGUUUGAAUUUUGUGGACAUUAGCAACAAUCAUCUUGUAGGAAAGAUUCCUCCAACACUAUCUGGAUGCCAGAAUCUUGAGUUUCUAGAUCUUCAUUCCAAUAGUCUCACAGGUUCUAUUCCAGAUUCUCUUCCAAAAAGCCUUCAGUUGAUUGACUUCUCAGAUAACAGGUUAACAGGUUCACUGAGUCACGCCCUUGGUUCAUUGGUUGAGUUAACCAAACUCAACCUGGGAAAGAACCGGUUAAGUGGAAGAAUCCCAGAAGAGAUCUUGUCUUGCACCAAGCUUCAACUUCUAGACUUGGGAAGCAAUAGUUUCACUGGAGAAAUUCCCAAGGAAGUUGGUCUAAUUCCCUCCUUGGAAAUCUCUCUCAAUCUUAGUUGCAACCAGUUUUCUGGUCAAAUUCCUUCCCAGUUCUCUAGCCUUAGCAAGCUAGGAGUGCUUGAUCUCUCACACAACAAGCUCUCAGGGAAUUUAGAUGCUCUUUAUGACCUUGAGAAUCUUGUUUCCUUAAAUGUUUCCUUCAAUGGUUUCUCUGGUGAGUUGCCUAACACUCCAUUCUUCCAUAAACUCCCUCUUAGUGAUCUUGCUGAAAAUGAAGGUCUCUACAUUGCUGGAGGUGUUGCAACUCCUUCUGACAGAAUGGCAAAAAGUCAUGCCAAAUCAGCCAUGAAGUUCAUUAUGUCCAUUCUCAUGAGCACCAGUGCAGUACUAGUGCUACUCACAAUCUAUGUCUUGGUUCAUGCUCACAAGGCCAACAAGGUGGUCAUGGACAACGAAAAUUGGGACAUGACUUUGUAUCAGAAACUUGAUUUUUCCAUUGAUGACAUUAUCUUGAAUUUGACAUCAUCCAAUGUGAUUGGCACUGGAAGCUCAGGAGUUGUGUACAAAGUGACCAUUCCAAGUGGUGAAACACUAGCAGUUAAAAAGAUGUGGUCAUCAGAAGAGUCUGGUGCAUUCAGUUCAGAAAUUCAAACAUUGGGGUCAAUUAGACACAAGAAUAUCAUUAGGCUUCUAGGUUGGGGAUCCAACAAGAACCUGAAGCUUCUGUUUUAUGAUUACCUCCUCAAUGGAAGUUUGAGCUCAUUGCUUCAUGGUUCAGGAAAAGGAAAAGCUGAAUGGGAGACAAGAUAUGAUGUUAUAUUAGGUGUGGCACAUGCACUUGCAUAUUUGCACCAUGAUUGUGUGCCUGCUAUAAUUCAUGGAGAUGUCAAAGCCAUGAAUGUACUAUUAGGUCCUGGAUAUCAACCAUACCUUGCUGACUUUGGCUUGGCAAGAGUUGCAAUUGAGAAUUGUGACAGUACUAAUUCCAAGCCAAUUCAAAGACAUUACCUUGCUGGUUCAUAUGGAUACAUGGCUCCUGAACAUGCAUCAAUGCAACCUAUCACUGAGAAAAUUGACGUGUACAGUUUUGGUAUGGUUCUACUUGAGAUUCUCACAGGAAGGCACCCUUUAGACCCGACUCUACCAGGGGGUGCAAACUUGGUUCAAUGGGUUAGGAACCACUUAGCUAGCAAAGGAGACCCUUCAGAUAUUCUUGACACAAAGCUAAGAGGGAGGGAUGACCCCACCAUGCAUGAAAUGUUACAAACUCUAGCAGUGUCAUUUUUAUGUGUAAGUACUAGAGCUGAUGACCGUCCUACAAUGAAAGAUGUUGUUGCAAUGCUCAAGGAAAUUAGACCUCUUGAGACAUCAAGGUCAGAUACUGAUCUAUUGAAGGGAGGUUUAAUAGCACAUAGUUCUCCACCACCUCCUAAGAAUGUGGUUUCACAUGGAUCUUCUUCAUGUUCCUAUAAUUUCUCAGAAAAUUCUAUUAGUUGAGAAAGUGUGCAUCUCAUGGAGAAGCUAUGCUUCAUUCCAUUGUACAUAGUCUAAUGCAAUGUCAAAUAGAUGUGGCCUAAAUUAUUAGUUAGUGAUGUUCUAGUACUCUAGUGUGAUAAUUUUUUCCCCUUCUAAUGUAAUUCAUAUAGAUGAUGCAAAUUUC